CUAGUUCCCCAAACCAAAGGAUUCCGAUGUGGGACUAAAGCAGCGGACAUAACUCAACGUUAAGCUAUUCUUUCAAAAUGGGGUUUUACCGACAACAAACAUCUUCAUCUAUUCAGUAGUAGGGUUUAUUACAUAACGAGUUCGGCGCUACUUUCAGUCGUAAACAGUUAUAAGCUAAAACAUGUCGAAAUCGAAAAACAAGAAGAGAAGGGAAGUCCAAGAGCACCAUGAGCAAGAAGAAUCGGAGAAGAAGAAGAAGAAUAUUGAAGAGGAAGUGAUAACGGAUGUGAAGAUUGAAUUACGGGACGAGAACCCAGAUAAAGUUGAUCCCGUAAUCGGAUAUUUUCCGUCCGGGUAUGACCCGAGUGGGGGAGGAGAAGGAACGGAGGAGCCUAAUGUUACGUUUUAUAAGCAUCCCAAGCGGGUUAAUCGGAUGAAGUUGGUGGUCGAUCCGAAUGGUGAGAACUCCCGGGUCAAUUUCGUCGGAACUAGCUUCUCCGGCGAGGCCAUGGCGCCUCAGGUUUGCACUUACCGUUUAGGGAUUCUGGAUAAGGCAACUCAGACGUUGAAGAUUGUUCCAAUUGCUGCAAAUAAGAUAUUCAGGUUGGAACCUAGAGUUGAAGGUUUUGACCAGCCAGAGGAUGAAAUUGAUAAUGAGAGACGUGAAGAAACGGCCGAAGAGAGGAACGCAAUGAAGGAUAAACUGACCAAGACGUACUCUACCAAGAAGAGCAUGAGAGAGGCUAGGAAACUCGAGAGACUUCGUGAGAAACCUGAUGAAAAUACCAAGAAUGAUUUGACUAAGCAGUUGGAUGGGGUCAAGAUAAAUGAAUCUGCCCUCAAAGAUCCAGACACUAACAAAGAUGCUCGAAAUAUCCCUCCCUAUGAUCUGGAAGCCACGACACCUGAAGCAGCAUAUCCCUUGAACAAGAUCAUCUUUGAAGGCGAGUGGGAGUACCUAUUGGAUGUACUAGAACUUUCAAAUACUGGAGCAGAAGUUUCUGGCGAUGUUUAUCCCACCUUUGUUCGCAACCGAGUUUAUAAAUUGGGUGAUAUCAAGGUAUGCAUUUUAUUUACUCUAUUUUCUCCUCUGUGACUUCAACCCUAGUUAAGAGCAUGUAACGUCUAGAUUCUCCUAGAAUAAGUUGUCAAAACUCAUAUUACUCAUAACCUACCACGUUGAAUGGAUUUUUAUAUUUGCUGUGGUAUUCAUUGUGAGCAUGGUUUAGGAACUUGAGUUUAUGCCCAUCAGGAGCAUUGGAGUUUAUAUGCAUGCUUUAGUUCACGUUAUAGUACUUGCGGACGCAGUCGAUGCUUUAUUUUGGUAGAAUGAAGGACCGGAGGGCCUGGAAACCUAGUUUUUGUUUCUGUGAUCCUCCGCGUAUACCAGGCUAAGAAGCAAUCUGGUCUCUUUGUUCUUUUGCUAGGAUUUAACUUUUGAGCGAAAAUCAGUUCAUCUAAUAUGUUGCUCCUGGAUGUCGUAGAAUGAAAUGGAGAAGCGCAAGGUUGCAGGUAUAUUGUCAUACAUCACUCAUCUUAUCAAAUUCAAGGAUAGGCAUUCAAUGGAUGGUGUUUCAUCAGCCAAGAAACACAGAUUUCCGCCCAUCUUGUUCCAGAGAUUUUUUUCGUUGUUUACCCCUUCAGAGUCUAAUAGAAUCCCUGGUGACAAAAUGGACCUUCUUAUUAACUAUAUUCUGGUGCUUACUCUGUAUGCUGACGAAUUUAAAUCAGAUUUUUCUGACAUAAAAAAAGAUUUAAGAAUGUCUGCUGGAGAGUUGCGAAACUACUUUGACUACUUGGGUUGCAAGAUUGUGAGAGAGAAGGAAAUGACGCUUGCCACCCUGCCUCUGCCAUUGCAUUUUCGGGAUGGUCAUAGGAAGCGGCAGCGGCGAGUGUAAAUGGUCAACUGUAUGUAUUGUCUUCCUGGAUUGUCAGCUUGUCAAAAUGGAACCAAAUGUGUUGAAGUUUUGAGCAUCGCAUCAUGAAGAUUGAGAAGGAAAAGGAAAGAUAAUAUUGUUGGCACAGGUGAGGUUUGGUAUUAUGUUGGGAAUUCAACUGGUUUUGUAGUGUUGGUAUUUGGAGAUUGGAGGCAAAGAAAUGUAGGGUCCUGUUCCAAAUAUGUUAAACUCUCAGUAGUUUGGAUUCUAGCUUUUUUAAUUAAGUUUUUGAACCUGGCUUGAUAUAUGAUUACUCUGGAGUAUAUAUACAUUACCUUUUAUCUAUGUGUAUCCUCAAUGUUUUUGUAUCCUUCCAACAAUUUGUAAUAGUAGUUCAGACCGAAUGAUGACAGGAAUUGCAUAAUCCAAUGUUGAAAAUUUCCUUUGUGGCUAGAUGCAAAACAAAAUGUGGAUAUUACGUCAUUCUCUAUGCUACAUGGCUAAUUUUCUUCUACUCUACUAC
This is a messenger RNA of Oldenlandia corymbosa var. corymbosa, 2400 nucleotides long. The record is from the annotation of a GenBank genome assembly. NCBI's taxonomy places the organism in Eukaryota, Viridiplantae, Streptophyta, Magnoliopsida, Gentianales, Rubiaceae.